AUGAUUACUUGUACCAAUCAGUUCUCGUGCAUAUUCAUUCCAGAGCCGGUUCAUCUCAAUAUAGUCCUCGUACAGGAUCAAAUCUUUGCACAUUUUGAGCUUGCUGAUGUCUUCAAUGUUUCUGAGCAGUUGGGGAUCUCGUCUCAAUCUGUUCUAAGGCUUUACUCUUUUUCUCCCUUUGAUGAAUAUUUGGAUCCUCUAGAUCAAGAGAUUGAACCGAAGCAGAAUCACACCACAAAUUCCACGAAUGACUACGAUCCCCUUAACUUAUCAGACAUCAAAAUUAUUGGCAAAGAGGACCCCCACCAAGGUUUUCACCCGAAUGUUCUUCCCAAUACUGAUUUCUCAGCGAUGUAUCAUCCCGAUAAUCAAUUUCGGCCUGUGACUUUGAGUACAGAGGAAUAUGUCAAGAGAUUUAGUCGAUCGGUUUCUCGAGACUUAUUUGACAUGGAAAAAUUCACCCGUUUUAGAACCUUCAUGACCACAGCACCUGACAAUCGCCCCACAAAUCUAAGGCUUGAAUCCAUUGCGAAGACUUCUGGACCAUUGACUGUCAUUAGUGAGUUUAAUAAUCCAAGAGUGAAUCUGGCUAUCGAGAAAUAUCUCUAUGACCAGAUGCCCGACCCUUCUAUUCAUAAGAGCUCAGCAAGGCUAACGCUUUAUAAAAAUUCUCCAUGUGUGGUCAUAGGGAAGAAUCAAAAUCCAUUCAAGGAGAUAAAUCUAAGAAAAGCGGGAAUCCACAGUAUCCCUAUCUUGAGACGAUACAGUGGAGGGGGCACAGUUGUGCACGAUUUAGGGAACUUCAAUUUUUCUUAUACAACGAGUAAACAGUCUUUUAAUAGGACAAAGUUCUCUGACGUCAUGAACCGCAAAAUAAAUCAAUUGAUUGGGCUGGACUCCGAUCUUCCAACGCCUAAUUUUCCUUUGGGUACGAACGAGAAAGGAGACAUUAUCAAUCAGCAAAAUCAGAAAAAGAUCAGUGGCUCUGCAUAUCAUAUAUCCAGAGGAAAAUCUUUACAUCACGGAACAAUGUUGUUAAACUCUGACCUGGAAAUGUUGGCUUCCUUGCUAAAAUUAAGCCAGAAGAGGAAAGAUUGUAUUAUAGAUAAAAGUACAGACUCGAUCCCAAGUUCAGUUGAAAACUUACACCUGCAUGAAUUAUUAUUUCAACAAUGUGCAAUAGAUGCCUUUACGGAGCUACACGGAUCGCAAAAUGAUUUUGAUCUGACUGUUUUCGAUAAUUCAACGAUCUUGAAUGGAAGCCAAAUUCUGAAAUUGAAUGAAAUAAACGAACUUCCGAAAGAGGUAUUUCGGAUUGCUAAAGAGCUUCAUUCGUGGGAUUGGACAUUCGGUAGAACUCCAAAGUUCCAAUUUGUCAUUGAUGAAGACGAUUUGAAAUGCAGUUUGACAGUUGAAAAAGGGAUAAUUACCCAAGUUCAGUCGUCAACACCGAAUCUGAACUGUCUUACUAAUAUCCCAUUUAAUAAUAAAGAAAUCUCCAAGGUUUUAGAUGGUCCACUUCGAGACAUUGUUGCUUGGUACAUCGAUUACAAUAUCAAUUAUACCGAGUUGGGUUUGAUUGCAGAUUGA
Messenger RNA from Ogataea philodendri, 1590 nucleotides. RefSeq lists its product as uncharacterized. Bases 1 to 1590 code for a protein of 529 amino acids. The transcript has 2 exons. The record is from RefSeq and is a predicted model, not a curated record. Gene Ontology annotation, molecular function: lipoyltransferase activity. Lineage: Eukaryota; Fungi; Ascomycota; Pichiomycetes; Pichiales; Pichiaceae. Gene Ontology annotation, biological process: protein lipoylation. Gene Ontology annotation, cellular component: mitochondrion; cytoplasm.